Messenger RNA from Belonocnema kinseyi, 4448 nucleotides. RefSeq names its product collagen alpha-1(XVIII) chain-like (gene Mp). NCBI's taxonomy places the organism in Eukaryota, Metazoa, Arthropoda, Insecta, Hymenoptera, Cynipidae. The transcript has 24 exons. The record is from RefSeq and is a predicted model, not a curated record.
UGAAGAGGUCAUUGAAGCCGGUAGGGGAAGUAUUUUGCCGCAUUUCGAUAAGAAUUCGCUAUUCUGCAUGUGCGUGACAUCGUGACUGGUUACUAAAAAUACGCGGGUCAUAAAUUUUGACGGAAGUGCAUGAUAAAUAAAGAAGAAGGAAAAGAGAGAAAAAAUAGAAUCUGGGCGAAUCAAAUCGAGUGUUAAGAAGAAAGGAGUGGGGAGAUUGGUCAUAGCGCGGGAGAUUUUAUAAUUUCGGCUUAUUAACAGUUGGCGAGUCGCGAAGUGAGCCGUGGAUUAAUUGACAGUCUGUGAAACUUUUCUAAAAGUAUCAAGAGGACAAUAGUGUAGAUUGAAUUUCUUGUAAAGAAAAGUCUGAAGCUGUGCGAGAUAGUGUACGGUAUUUUGUUAGAAGUGAUUUGUGUGGAUAUAAAGUAGUUUUCUGAAAUCUCUUGCAGCUGAUGGAAUGAGUCAAUAUGUUACCUAGUUUCAGUUCGUCGUUGCUGCUGAUCUUGGCGCUCCUAAACGUGGCAUGCGCUCAAGUAGAUAUUUUUGCUGAAAAAAAAGAGUCAGGUCACGAUUUGCUUCAGGCUGCUGUCUCAAUCCUUGACGACAAAACUCAAUAUUUCGACGAUGGUUUGGACAGUUUUCCAGCCUUUGGGUUUCGCCCAGGUUCGGAAGUUAAGCAACCAUACAGGCUCUACCUUCCUGAGAAACUUUCGGCCGAAUUCACUUUGGUAGCGACUUUUAAGCCGAUGUCCAAUAGACCAAGCUAUCUUUUUGCAGUUCUUAAUCCCUUCGAAACUGUCGUCCAAUUGGGGAUUCGCAUUUCGGACGGACCAGCAUCCAAUCAAAAUGUGUCUCUCGUCUAUACAAAUUCAGACCAGCAUUCCCACUCUGAGGAUGUCGCUAAGUUUACCGUACCCAAACUGACAAAGAAGUGGUCGAAAAUUGUUAUCAAGGUCUCUGUAACUAAUGUUACUCUUUACCUCAAUUGCCACGAAAUGGCAAGUCAAAAAGUUACCAGAAUCCCUCAGGAAUUGGUCUUCGAUACUGCAAGCACUCUAUACAUUGCUCAAGCUGGACCACACAUCCAGGGGAAAUAUGAUGGUCUUCUUCAAACUUUAAAACUCUACACUGGACACCCUCAGGACCUCGUCAAAUGCAAUGCAGAGUUCGACUUCCCUUCGGGAUCCGGCUCGGGUGAUUUUGAACCGAUCGAUGGUUCAGGAGAUGUUGAUUUAGACGCCGUGGUCGUUGGCUCUGAUGAGGAUGAGGAGACGGACGAGGAAGUUAAUCCACCCCCGCUUAUUACACCCCCACCCCCUAACCCGGAUGGUAAAGGUAUGAAAGGCGAAAAGGGUGACAAAGGUGACAAGGGUGAAACUGUGAGAGGCCCUCCGGGACCUCCAGGUCCUCCAGGAAACGGCUUCGACCUUAACGAUGAGGAAUAUAUAGUGAAUAUGCCAAGAGGUCCGCCAGGUCCGAAAGGUGACCAGGGAAAUUGCAGCUGUAAUGCUACAGCUUUGCUGACGUCCUUUACGAUGCCGAAAAUGAUUCAGGGUCCCAAAGGAGAAGCUGGAAUAGCUGGAAAGGAAGGAAAACAGGGACAAAUGGGACUCACGGGUGCUGCUGGACCUCCAGGGGAGAGAGGACAACAGGGUCCUUUAGGGCAAAAGGGGGAUAAAGGUGAUAUUGGAAUGACUGGGCCAGAAGGAUCUCAGGGUCAAAAGGGCGAUCCUGGAAGAGAUGGAAUUCCAGGCGAAAAGGGAGCUCAAGGACCUCCAGGACCUCCAGGCAAAGGAGAAUUUUCCGGUUACGAUCCUAGCUGGAAACCUCGAGGCGGAUACAGAGGUGAAGGUAUCACUAUGCGGCCAGGAUUACCAGGACAAAAAGGAGAUCCUGGAUUGCAGGGUAAUACUGGGCCUAAAGGUGAUUCUGGAAUUCCAGGAAAUAAGGGUUGCAAAGGUGAAUCAGGACAUAAAGGGUCAAAAGGAGACCAUGGAAAAGAAGGUCAUAAAGGAAAUCAGGGCUUCAAGGGGGAACCCGGUGCACCAGGAACUCCUGGACUGCCUGGUGCACCUGGUGAAAAUGGAAGGCCUGCUGAAAAAGGUGCAAAGGGAGAUGCGGGCCCUGAAGGAAAAGUUGGACCUGCUGGACCACCUGGACCACCUGGAGUUGGUGGAAUCAAUGUGGGGGAUACAGCUUCAGGAGUGAAAGGAGAAAAAGGAGAACCAGGAACACGUGGCUACAAAGGGGAACUUGGAUUGAAGGGUGAGAAGGGUGAUAAGGGAGAUUUUGGUCCAUCUGGUAUCCCCGGGGUGAAUGGAAUUCAAGGACCUCAGGGUGAUAAGGGAGAUCCCGGUAAGGACGGGAUUUCUGGGUCUCCUGGAAUUCCGGGAUCCAAAGGAGAUAGGGGAGAACGAGGCCCACCUGGACCAACGACAAUAGCAGGAUCUGGUGAUUACAUUACAAUCAAAGGCGAAAAGGGUUCUGAAGGGAAAAAGGGAAGGAGAGGAAAAUCUGGAUCUCCAGGUCCUCCGGGUCCUAUGGGACCUCCAGGAAAACCUGGAACUGUGGGAGAAAUUGGUCUACCAGGUUGGAUGAACAAGGGUCGACCGGGAACUCCUGGUGUUCCUGGGAGUCCAGGACCUCUGGGACCAAAAGGCGACAAAGGAGAACCUGGUGCUCCAAGUCCUUAUGGAGUUUCUGUUGGUUUGAAAGGUGACAAAGGGGACGAUGGUUUUCCUGGAAUUCCUGGUCAACCUGGAAGAGAUGGUCAAAGAGGACCCCCAGGAGCCCCGGGCCCUGCAGGACCAACGGGUCCAGCUUCUCAGGGUUCAUACAUUCCAGUUCCAGGACCACCAGGACCUCCAGGUCCUCCCGGAACUCCAGGACUCUCCUUUGUGGGACAAAAGGGAGAACCUGGAAUCGGAAAAAGUCACAUUUUUGGUGAAAGGGACUAUUAUGGUGCGAGACAAGAUACAAGUUAAAAUUUUUUAAUAUUUAAAUCUAAAAACACUUUUUUCACGCUGCAAGGAUUCAGAAGUAGUUUGGACGAGUUGAAAGCUCUGAGAGAGUUAAAGCAGCUCAAAGAAUUGAAAGAGCAUUUAGGAACUGGAACUGCCUCGACGAGGGGACCGCAAGAAAGCACAACGAAAAUUGUACCGGGGGCUGUGACAUUCCAAAAUACUGAAGCCAUGAUCAAGAUGUCAGGUGUUAGUCCUGUUGGAACAUUAGCCUACAUCAUUGAUGAAGAGGCUUUACUAGUUAGAGUCAAUAGUGGCUGGCAAUAUAUUGCUCUUGGUUCUCUUUUGCCUAUCACGACACCAGCACCUCCAACGACUGUUCCACCUCCAGCAAAUCCACCUUUUGAGGCUUCAAAUCUCAUCAAUCAGAUAUCAAUAAAAGCUGAUGGAACAGGAUGGUAUCCACGAAUGCUGCGAAUGGCUGCUUUAAAUGAGCCCUUUACUGGAGAUAUGCAUGGAGUUCGUGGUGCUGAUUUCGCUUGUUAUCGACAAGCUAAACGAGCAGGCUUAAGGGGUACUUUCCGCGCUUUUCUGAGCUCGAGAGUUCAGAAUGUUGACAGCAUAGUUAGAUUAGGAGAUAGGGAUCUACCCAUUGUAAAUAUCAAGGGAGAUGUCUUGUUCAAUUCGUGGAAAGAAAUGUUCAAAGGAAAUGGAGCAUACUUCUCCCAAAAUCCGAGAAUAUAUAGCUUCAAUGGAAAAAAUAUUCUGUCCGACUUUACAUGGCCUGACAAGGUAGCUUGGCACGGUUCGCACACACUUGGUGAUCGUGCAAUGGACACCUACUGUGAUGCCUGGCACUCAAGCAGUUCGGAUCGGUUUGGACUCGGUUCCUCAUUAACCGGAGGUCGAUUACUGGAACAAAUUCGUUACUCAUGUGACAACAAAUUCGCUCUCCUCUGCAUAGAAGUUACCAGUGAACUCUCUCGCAGACGAAAACGCUCUGAUGAGUUUUCGGACCCAGAAGAUGACCCCGAACUCACAGAAGACGAAUACCAAGAACAUUUAGAACAACUUUUCCAAAACUGACUCAGUAAUAUACGUAAGACAGUAAAAACAAGCAAAGAACUCUCUGUACAUAACAAGCCGAAAUGUCCAAGUAUGAUCACAGACAGAUUUGACCCGUCGAUUAUCUUUGACUGAUACAUAUCUAAGCAAUCACAGCAUCAUCAAAAAAACUAGAUGUCACAUGAUGUGGAUACUUCAUCCUUUUAUCGCAUUUUUUUAUCAUCUCGCUUUUAUAUCAAUUUUCUCCUAAGUAUUUGAGUUUUUUCAUUCAUAAUUAGGGAGCGUUCAUUACGCUAGCGGGCUGUGUGAAUGGAACGAUUACGCAAUUGCUUGACCGUAAAGUGACCUUUCUCACAUUUAUAUUUAUUUAUUUUUAUUUAUUCUCGUGUUAAAAAGUGAAUAAUUAACAUUUGCAUGCGGCUUUUA